Silurus meridionalis is the source of this 1636-nucleotide messenger RNA. Its product is annotated as schwannomin-interacting protein 1. The record is from RefSeq and is a predicted model, not a curated record. Gene Ontology annotation, cellular component: cell junction; plasma membrane. Bases 410 to 1174 code for a protein of 254 amino acids. Gene Ontology annotation, biological process: positive regulation of hippo signaling. NCBI's taxonomy places the organism in Eukaryota, Metazoa, Chordata, Actinopteri, Siluriformes, Siluridae. The transcript has 7 exons.
CUAAGUUUUUUUCCCCCAACCUUCAGAAUCCGGCCGCCCUUUCCACUUUAGACUAAAAAAAAGUUUCUAAUGCUCGUGUGCGUUUGGAAAAAGUGCAGAUUUUAACUUUUCUAGUUGUUUUUUUUUAGGUAAUAAAGGGAAGUUUAGCUAAGAAGUAUAAAAUAAAUAUCGUUGACGGAACCACCAAAGUUUCGUAUCGAACUGAACGGGCCCACGGAAGGAUCUCGCGAACGGGCGGGGCGACGGGAAGUGUAAGAUGGAUAGGGGGGUUUCCUCACAGCAAAGGAAUGAUCAACUAACAAAAAGCGAUUAAUUGAACUCUGUAAAGUUGUCCGAUCCGAUGUCCCAAACCUUUUGGACCGUAAUGGCAGUUUGUGUAUCAAGAUCAGCGUUGAGAUAAGAAGAGCACAUGGAAGAGGAAGUGGACAGCACUAGGCAGAAAGAACAGAAUGCUGAUGAGCCUGCUCGUCCUUGUGCCAGCCUUGUGGCACAGGACCAGCCUCAGCACCACCAGGAGCCCUGCACACAAGACCAAGAGCUACCCAUCAUGCACUGGGAGGACUUGAGUGUACGAAUAGCCGAGCUUGAGAAACAGGAGGAAGAACGGAGGAACAAAGCUGAGUCCAUCGGUUUGAAAGACGAAGAACAAGUGAUAGGAGCGUGGCCUCAUGUAAAGCACGAGACACUCAACAGAAAACAUGGGGAAGAUGCAGGUGAUCUUGGAGGGCACCGUUUUUCCUGCGUUACAUCUCGGUUUUACAGUCCUAAAAAUCUUCAGCUGUGUUUUAUCAACGACAGUGAGAGUGAUCAGGAGGGUGAUGAAGGGGCAUCCUUCCAAGAGAGGCCGCAUGAUUCACAAGGACAAGGGCGACGAUCUGCUGGCCUAAAACAGGAAGUGAGAGCAGCUCUGAGUGAGCUCCGAGACAAGCUUUGGGAUGAGCAGAGGCAGCAACAGAAGCUGAACCACAAGGAUGUGAGCUUUAGGAGAAGAAAGCUUAGCUGCAGUGACCUGCAAACCUGCUCCGUUCUUCAACUAAACGCCCUCAGGACCUCCCUCUAUGAAGACAUUCAGGACCUGAGCUCGGAAUUAGUCAAGCAUCUGGUAGUAAGAGAUAAUCUGCGGACAAAGCAAGAUGCCAUGCUCCUGGACGUACAGGAUAUGACAUCACUUUGACUCACAUCUAGCUCCAAUUAACCUAUAUGAUAAAACUGUCUGCUAUAUAAAACAAUAGCACUAUAUUUCACCAGCAGUUUUAAUGACCAGUGUCUUUUUUUUUUUUGUUCUUUACACUAACAAAGCCAUAUGAUCCUGUUUGUCUUGAUUUGUUUUGUUUUUCUGUGCUCACACAAAUAUUGCUUACUAUGUGAAUGUAAUUAUUUGAGUCACAAGUUUUAUUGUGAGAAACUGUAUCUGUGUAAAAGAGUAGCUCAACAAGCAUACUCCAUGUUUUUAACAUUUAUUUUAUAUUAUCAUCCAUACGAACUGUGAAAGCUGCUAAUAAAUGUAUGGGUGACCAGUACCUGCUUUAUGGCAAUAUGAACUGCAUGUAAUAUAUUAUAAUAUCUGAUGAAUAUGGGGCUUUUUCAUUGUAACAAAAAAAAAUGUAACUAACAGAUAUUUUUCAUAAAAAAAGUU